This is a messenger RNA of Leptonychotes weddellii (Weddell seal), 2662 nucleotides long. The record is from RefSeq and is a predicted model, not a curated record. Lineage: Eukaryota; Metazoa; Chordata; Mammalia; Carnivora; Phocidae.
GCGCGGCCCCGGCGGAAAGUUUUUCCUGACGGAGUUUUGGCGGCGGCAGCCGGAGCGGCCAUGGACGCGCUCAAGUCCGCCGGGCGGGCGCUGAUCCGGAGCCCCAGCCUCGCUAAGCAGAGCUGGGGGGGCGGCGGCCGGCAUCGGAGAUGCGGCCCCAUCUGCCUGGAGAGGGCGUGGCCUUGUUACACCACAAGGCUGCUUGGCGACCAGGGAGGGGCCAGGACUCUGCCUUCACCCACCUGCCAGUUCGGAGCCUUGGUGGAGCGGAGCCUCGGGCCCGCAUUUCAGACUUGCUGUUACCUGCCUGACAGGCUCCCCCCCCCCCCGUUUCCUGUUUUUCAGGCGCAGGCUGUCACCCUCACAGUAGCCCAGGCCUUCAAAGUCGCUUUUGAGUUUUGGCAGGUGUCCAAGGAAGAGAAGGAGAAGAGGGACAAAGCCAGCCAAGAGGGAGGGGACGUCCUGGGCGGGGGCCUCCGAGACAGCACCCCGUCGUUGAAGAGCCUGGUUGCCACUGGGAACCUGCUGGACUUGGAAGAGACGGCCAAGGCCCCGCUGUCCACAGUCAGCGCUAAUACCACUAACAUGGACGAGGCACCGAGGCCUCAAGCCUUGAACAAUAGCAGUGUUGUCUGGGAGCUGGAUGACGGCCUGGAUGAAGCAUUUUCAAGGCUUGCGCAGUCUCGGACAAACCCUCAGGUCCUGGACACUGGAUUGACAGCACAGGACAUCCAUUACGCCCAGUGCCACUCACCUGUCGACUGGGACAAGCCUGACGGCAGCGGCGCCGAGCAGGAUGAUCUCUUCAGCUUCUGAGCGCCCUGGAGCUGGUGGGACACGUGACAGACCAAAGCCUCUGGUGGCGGUGUAGGGCCAGCGCCAGGACCCCCAGCCACCCUCUGCUGGGUGGCGGCCUGCGAAUCCCAGCUGCAUCCAGUCAGGCAGGGGGGGGAAGGAGAAAGUUCUCUUUUAGCCCCGCUCUUUCUGUAAGAACUGAAGGAUGCCUUGAAUAUUUAUUCAGUGACUCCUGGUUCAGCUCGGAAGCCGAAUUUGCGUCAGGCACGAGCGCAUGUUUUAACCAGCUUUCUGCCCUCUCUUGAGCAAGCUCUGCUCUGCUGCGGGUGUUGGUGACCAAAGCAUUCUUGUCCCUUCUCUCUUUCUAAGGACCCAGAUUUCCCUGGCGGUGCCCCCACUCCUUACUGAGCACAGGAGGGCCCCGCAGCCUCCGCAGAACGCUGCGUCCUCAAGUGUGCCUUCGGCCGGGGCCCCGCUGGGCUUGCGCCCCCGCCCCGGGGCUCCCCGCGGAGGGGCAGCCCCUGACCAAAGACAACGUGUAGCUGGCACUUUAAAGCGCACACAGCAGGUGUGGCCCCCAGGGGCUCCUCGAAGGUGCUGCAUUGCAUAGAGCUUUCUGUCUGCCCUUCCACGAGAUGGUUCCCAUCGGGGCUCAGAACCAGUGUACCUGGCUGCCCAUGGGUCCCCAGGGUCUGACUGCAACAGUGGGGAUCAUCUGUGACUGCCCUCCGUCGGGGUCCCCCAACCCACUCUUCUCCUCGAGUUGGACGGGCACGUGCCCGCUCUUCCUGUCUCGUCCGCGUGGGUGUCUCUGAGCCCCGAUUCCCCACGCCUCCGGGGACAGCAUGUAGUGCCGAACACCGAGCCUUGGUCAGGACUCUUUUGUCGCCAUUUUACAGAGGAGGAGACAGGCCCCGAGUGUGGAAAGGGUGGAGGGCAGAGGAGAACCAGAUCUGAUGCCAAAGUUGCCUCUCCCAGCUCACACCUCCCUUCUUUCUGGCGUUGUUGUCCUCCCAGGAACCAAAAACCCCAGCUCUUUUCUGACCAAAAUGUGUUUCAUAACAAACCAUCUGGUGCCUUUCCACAGACAACUGGCUUGAGCUUCCGCGCCCUGCUCGCUGGCUGGCUGCCGAUUUGCGUGGAAUGAAAGUGUCGAUGCUAAUGUGGAGGGUGAAACCAAACUAGACGCCGGAGCAUCACACUCUUCUUUCCCGACCCUCACCCCUGGGUCGGCGCAUGGCAGCGGCGUCUGUCCUCUGUCUCCCGUCCUCCUCCCGCUCCCUCCCCAGCCGCGGGGCUCCCAGCAAAGCUGCCAGCGCCCUCUCCCCCUGGGGGUGCCUCCCAGGCCUGGCUUCACUGAGCUCAAGGCGCUGGUGGUAGCAGGUUUCCCUAGCCCAGGAGAAACACACACCGUUUCUCAGAAUCUGCUUCUCUAAGCCCUUGAAUCGGAGCACAGAGAAGUGCCUGGCCGAGGGGUGGGGUGACAUUUGUAGAGUGUCUAUCAGAAUACGGGAAUCCGUUCCUUUCCCUGCCCAGCGCCUGCACCUUUGCUUGCCCACCCCAGACCUUGGUACUGGCCCCUGGCUUUAUUACGAGGCAGCAGGUUUAGGUCCCGACACCGGCUGUCCCUGGCACGAGGGUCCAGAAACCCCGAGAGGCCGUGCUGUGUGUGUGUGUGUGUGUGUGUGUGUGUGUGUGUGUGAGAGAGAGAGAACCGGACUUGGCCUUUGUGUGGGUCCCUGGCUGACAAGCUGUCUGUGCUCCCGUGUGUCUGCAAAUGAGUCUUGUGCUUUGCUUUGUGUUGCUGUAAAAGACAUUCUAAUGAGGAAAAGACUAAGUAAUAAAGGUUCUUUUUUUGAAAGACAAA